Molecule: messenger RNA, 671 nt
Organism: Nematolebias whitei (Rio pearlfish)
Lineage: Eukaryota; Metazoa; Chordata; Actinopteri; Cyprinodontiformes; Rivulidae
Gene: iqck
Product: IQ motif containing K
Exons: 8
Coding region: 33-671 (212 amino acids)
Molecular function (GO): protein binding
Source: RefSeq, a predicted model, not a curated record
ACGACAGUCCUUGACGACGGCUAGGCAGAACAAUGGCAGAAAUUAUCGGUGCUAAAAAAUCACUUUGGGAACAAGUUUGUGAAGAAUUUGAAUAUGAACAACCAAGUCCUCCCUGUGAAAAGUGGACAGAUGGCAUCUCGGUCAAACAACCUACAGCAGCUGAAGCUACACAGUCUACACAAAUUUAUGAAGGUCCUGUCACGUGUUUCUUCCAGAAGACACUGUUUCCUGUGUUGUUGCCCGGCCUGGCAGCUUUGCUGACAGAAGCCAGGAAACAUCGCUGUUUUGAGAGAAAAAUAACAGCAUUUGUCCCCUGUGACUUCCUAACUGAGUGGCUCUACAAUCAUAGCCCCUGCAGGCAGGGACAGGAUCCAGUGAACUUUCAUGAGAUUCCCUUUGUUAAGGCCUGGCUGAGCAUCCACCCCAGGCCUCCCAUCCCUUUGUUUCUGCGGCUGAAGGAGCAGGAGGCUGCUCUGCUCAUCCAGGCUUUCUGGAGGGGAUACAAGAUCAGAGCACGGCCAGAUGUGCAGGAGCUGCGUCGAUGGCAGAAGGAGCAGAGGGAGAACCGUGACAUCACCAAAACCGUUGCACAAUUCUGGGCGCAACAAGAGCGUCGAGUGGCUUUGAGUGUGGAACAUCUUCCAGAACGUCACCACCCAGAUGACCCCUGA